Messenger RNA from Pyrus x bretschneideri (Chinese white pear), 1880 nucleotides. RefSeq lists its product as uncharacterized. Bases 803 to 1651 code for a protein of 282 amino acids. The record is from RefSeq and is a predicted model, not a curated record. The transcript has 6 exons. Lineage: Eukaryota; Viridiplantae; Streptophyta; Magnoliopsida; Rosales; Rosaceae. Gene Ontology annotation, molecular function: S-adenosylmethionine-dependent methyltransferase activity.
CUUCAUGUUUGUCUGCUCUGUCGUUCCAGCUCAAGAUAUUACCUUUGCGAGAGAUCCAUAUGAAAUUCACAGCACGUACAUGAAACCGGAGAUUCAUAUUAUGUUUAAUGAAAUUCUUGUGAGACAUGAAGCUGCAUUGAUCGCAAUUGGAGCGGAUUGUUAUAUUACUGUCCCGAUGGGUUUCUCGGAAACAAUUGACAGUAAACUACAUGCCUUUUUACAAGCUCAUCUUCUACGCAAUGAGAAUGUCACUUGUUAUACGAACAGGAUCGGUCUACUCAACAAGGAGGGAGCAGUUAAUCACGUACUGUCAUGCUAUUAAGUUAGACACAUGGCAGCUGUAGUGUCAUCGACAUGGUAGAUAGGUCUCUCUCUGGUUCAGUUGGGUUGUGCCGUGCGUAGGUCAAAAUAUGCAAAGAAGGAAAAAAGGGUAAGAAUUAAGAUAAUAAUAAAAGUUGAAAAGCCAAAAAGCGAAUGAAAAGAGAAAAAGGGAAACGAAAGCUUUAUUGACAAAAUUCUGUUCCAUUUCACAAUUUCCAAUUUUCUGUAUUUUGUAUAUAUAUAUAUAUAAAAUCAAAUAAAACAGAUAUCAAAUGUGGGUGCUCGCUCUUAUUCGAUUUGUCCUUUUUGUUUUUGGCUUUCCAAAUUCCAAUUGGAGGAGGAUAUUAAAAGAGAGGAGGAAUGUGAGAAGCGCAGAAAGAUAAAGAAGCAGCAGAAGCAAGCAGCAGCUGGCAGCUGCCCACCCCCACCCCCACCCCAAAGCAAAAGCGCAAAAGCUGAAAGAAAGCGCCUUUGAGGAGGAAUGGCAACACCCUUGCCCUUGAGGCUCUUCCAGCCUCUCACCUCCAUUACUCCCUAUCCUUCUUCUUCACACUUCCCCUGCAAGUCCUUCAAAUCCUUUCACUCUGCAAGCCCUAAUUUCAAUCUUUCUUCUCUCUCAUCUCACAACCACUCAUGUACUCGACAAAGGACAACCACUCGCUCCGAACGGAAGUGGCUUUGCGGACACUUGAGAAGAGAUCAAGAUAUAGAUAGUCGAUCCAAUGAAGACGCCACUGGUGCGAGUAUGUUUGGUUCCGAUGAGGAAGUAGGCACCCAAAUCCCAACCCAGGCUCAAUCUGUUGUCGAAGGAUCAGGGGCAGUUAUGGUUUCAGAGUUUAGACCAGUGGCCGAUGUCGAUUAUCUACAGGAGUUAUUAGCCAUUCAGCAACAAGGACCCAGAGCAAUUGGUUUCUUUGGGACCCGGAAUAUGGGAUUCAUGCAUCAAGAACUUAUUGAGAUUCUCAGCUAUGCAAUGGUUAUCACUAAAAAUCACAUAUAUACAUCAGGGGCAUCCGGCACUAAUGCAGCUGUCAUCAGGGGUGCUUUAAGAGCAGAGAAACCAGAGCUGCUUACCGUAAUCUUGCCCCAGAGUUUGAAGAAGCAACCACCUGAGAGCCAGGAAUUAUUGUCAAAAGUCAAGAAUGUGAUAGAAAAGCCUCAAAAUGAUCAUCUACCACUGAUAGAAGCGAGCAGGUUGUGCAACAUGAACAUCAUUUCACAUGUACAGCAAGUUAUAUGCUUUGCGUUUCACGACAGUAGAUUGCUCAUGGAAACUUGUCAAGAGGCCAAAAAUCUCCGCAAAAUUGUGACUCUCUUCUACCUGGAUUGAACACCCCCUUCCCCUGUUCAUGCUGUCCAUACAUUUUGAGUGAGAGAGAGGGAGUGAGAGCGCCUUAUAUUUUUGUUUGUAUAAAAUUAGAUGGAAGCGACCGAACCACAUGCCUUUGUAGAAUGAAAUAGUGAGGGAGUUAAUUAUUUUGUUCAUUCCGUGAUUGGAAGAGGUGUAUUCUGUUUAGCAUAUAUAUUUUUUUUAGAUAAAUUACACAAAAUUACCUCAA